Molecule: messenger RNA, 1512 nt
Organism: Sphenostylis stenocarpa
Lineage: Eukaryota; Viridiplantae; Streptophyta; Magnoliopsida; Fabales; Fabaceae
Source: the annotation of a GenBank genome assembly
AUGGCUCUUAUAUUCCUCUACAUAGCUCUUAUUUCGUUAGUCUUCACAACCCUUAUUAUGAAACCCAAGAAAACUGAUGACACAACUUCUAAAAUACCCCAUGGGCCUAGAAAGCUACCUAUUAUUGGAAAUAUAUACAAUCUGCUAAGCUCUCAACCCCAUAGAAAAUUAAGAGAUUUGGCCUUAAAAUAUGGACCAGUGAUGCAUCUUCAACUUGGAGAGGUUUCUACUAUUGUCAUUUCAUCCCCUGAGUGUGCUAUGGAAGUGAUGAAGACUCAUGAUAUUAACUUUGCCACAAGGCCUAAAGUCUUAGCUAUUGAUAUAUUGUCUUAUAAUUCCACAAGUAUAGCUUUUGCUCCUUAUGGCAAUUAUUGGAGGCAGCUAAGAAAAAUUUGCACAUUGGAGCUUUUAAGCCUAAAACGUGUCAACUCAUACCAGCCAAUUAGAGAAGAGGUGCUCUCCAAUCUUGUCAAAUGGAUUCAUUCAGAGAAAGGAUCCCCCUUCAACCUCACUCAAGCUGUACUUUCAUCAAUUUAUACAAUUGCUUCUAGGUCUGCCUUUGGCAAGAAAUGCAAAGACCAAGAAAAAUUUAUAUCAGUGAUUAGAAAAACCACAAAACUUUCAGCAGGUUUUGAUAUAGGAGAAUUCUUUCCUUCUUCUACAUGGCUUCAACUUGUCACUGGCUUGAGACCUAAGCUUGAGAGGUCUCAUCAACAAGUUGAUCAGAUAAUGGAAAACAUCAUCCAUGAGCAUAAAGAGGCAAAGUCAAAAGCCAAAGAUGACCAAAGUGAAGCAGAAGAAGAUCUUGUGGAUGUUCUCAUGCAAUAUGAGGAUGGUAGCAAGCAGGAUUUUUUCUUAACUAGAAACAACAUCAAGGCCAUAAUUCUGGACAUUUUUGCUGCUGGAGGUGAGACAUCAGCAACAGCCAUAGAUUGGGCAAUGGCUGAAAUGGUAAAGCAUCCAAGAAUAAUGAAGAAAGCACAAUCUGAACUGAGAGAGGUAUUCGGUGAGAAAGGGAGGGUAGAUGAAAAUUCCAUCAAUGAACUCAAAUAUUUGAAACUAGUAGUCAAAGAAACCUUGAGGCUGCACCCUCCAACUCCUCUUUUGCUUCCAAGGGAAUGUGGUCAAGCAUGUGAGAUACAUGGUUAUCACAUACCUGCCAAAAGCAAGGUCAUAAUCAAUGCUUGGACAAUUGGAAGAGAUCCAAACUAUUGGACUGAGCCAGAGAGGUUUUAUCCUGAGAGAUUCAUUGAUAGCACUAUUGACUAUAAAGGGAAUAAUUUUGAGUUCAUUCCUUUUGGUGCUGGAAGAAGGAUAUGCCCAGGCAGCACAUUUGCUUUGAGAGCUAUUGAACUGACCCUUGCAAUGUUGUUGUAUCACUUUGACUGGAAACUUCCCAGUGGAAUCAGAAGUGAAGAAUUGAACAUGAGUGAGGUGUUUGGACUCACAGUUAGAAGAAAAUAUGAUCUGUUCUUGGUCCCUUUCCCUUAUCAUCCUUUGCCUGUCACGUGA